GUCGGCGCUGGGGCCGCGGCGCUGCUCUGCCCUUCCGGCCCGAAGGGGCCGCGAGGCCUCACGCCAGCCCGAUUUCUGCCCCCUGUACGGGCAGGGCGGCGGGGGGGUCCGUGACUGGCCCGGUGUUCCCGGUGCGCUGCGGACCGAAGGGGCAGCAAGUCGGCUUCCAGAUGCCCAGGGUCGCGGGUGGGACCUGCUGCGGCCCGCGGAGGGCGGCGGCCGCCCUGUUCCUCAGCCCCUGACUUUCUGGUGCUCCCAGGUCCCUCCCCUCAGCGGGUAAACAGACACCGGCGCGUGACCCGAGCGACUCAAAAACAGCCUCACCUAGUCUGAAGAGUAGUUUCCUCCCGUCCCUUUCCGUAACCUUUGCUGCCAGCGCCUCUGGGAGCUCUCUCCAAUCCCUCGCUCAAACAGGAGGCUGGGGUUGCGGGGUGAGUCUAAAAAUAGAAUCCUGUUGAGCUGUUUGCUUUGGGGGCGCGUGUUACUGGUAUUUAUUGAGGCUCCAGAGUCCCAGGCGCUUUAUAGUCCCUCGUGAUCCUUGCUUUCUGCAGCGACCCCGCAACACACCUACUUGUAUAGCGAACUACCGACAAGGAGGAAUACGGCAAGACGGCGGCAGGUGGCGGCGCGAUGGACCUGGCCGGGCUCCUGCGGGACGAAGAAGGCACCUUCUGCCUCACCGGCUUCCAGGACUUCACGUUCCUCCCAGGACACCAGAAACUGAGUGCUCGGAUCCGAAGGAGACUCUACUAUGGCUGGGACUGGGAAGCUGACUGCAGCUUGGAGGAGCUCUCCAGCCCCGUGGCAGACAUUGCUGUGGAACUGCUCCAGAAGGCAGCCCCCAGCCCUAUUCGUCGACUCCAGAAGAAAUACGUAGCUCAUGUGUCCAGGGAGGCGUGCAUCUCCCCAUGUGCUAUGAUGCUUGCCCUGGUGUACAUUGAGCGGCUCCGGCAUCGAAACCCAGGCUACCUACAGCACGUGUCAUCCUCUGACUUGUUCCUGAUCUCCAUGAUGGUGGCCAGUAAGUACCUCUAUGAUGAAGGGGAGGAGGAGGAGGUCUUCAACGAUGAAUGGGGAGCGGCAGGGGGCGUGGCCGUGCCCACUCUCAACGCCCUGGAGCGGGGCUUCCUGAGUGCCAUGGAUUGGCGUCUCUAUACUGAUCCUCGGGAGAUCUUUGAGGUGCUGAGCUGGCUGGAGAGCUGUGUGGCUGAGCAGCAGGGACGGCGGCGGGGCUGGUAUACCUACACAGACCUGUGUGUGCUGCUGGAGCAGCCGGCCUGGCAGUUGGCCCUGGGCUCCCUCUGCCAGCGCCUGGCAAAGCUGUCUUGCCUGUUGGCUAUGGCAUAUGUGAGCAGUGUGGCCCUGGCGGUGGCGUCGGUGGCUGUAAUUCAUCAGUCCUUGGGGCUGUCCUGCAGCCCCUCCCCAGGCCCCCCCGACCUUGGACUGGUCUCCAGGUGCCUCUUGGAACCCUGCCUACCUUCUUCUGUGCCACAGUGCCUGCCGCGUCCUGCUAAUGUCUCCAGCUGCCUAGAAGGCGACACAGGGCUGCGUUCACUCUGGGGCAGUCUUCUGGCUUCACUGACACCUCCACCAUUGCCUCCCCCAGACCCUCCUGCCCCUCCCACUCUGCUCCAUAACUGUCCCCUCUGCCAGAAGCUCCAGAGAGAUACCCCAAGCUGCCACGCCUGCCACCACUCCAACCAUACAGUCCCCACUGGGCCCCCCAACCCUGGGUACCACUCCCGUAACCUGGCUCCCCCCUGGCCCUGGAGCCCAAUGCCCCCUCUGCUCCCCCAGCCCCAGCAGUGUUCCCUUUUCAGUGUCAUGGAGCUAGCCCGUCUCAAGUCUUUCAUUUUCCCAGGCUAGGCGGGCCUCUGAGGAACACACUAAGAGGAUCUGGGAGUCCCUGAGAACCUGGAGGGGCAAAGCUUGAUUUAGAUCCUCUCUACCUCUCUGGGUCCUUGGCUGGUCCCUGUCCUCCUAGGCGAGGGAGCUUAAGGGGCUGUGGCACCGAAGGACUGAAGGUCACUCACUCUCAGUGGCUGGGUGCUUGGCCAGGGCAGUGAUGAUACCAGGGAAGGCUGCAGCUUCGUGACCAGGGCCAUGUCACGACCAGGGCCUUGUCACAGCCAGACCAAGAAGAUUCCUUGUCUCUCUACAUCCCUCGGUUCUAAACUUUGGCUUUUAAGGAUGGAAGGGGAAAAGUGGGGUGAGGGAGGGAGGAAAAAUUGGGGGCCUGUGUGAUGUCCCUGAAGCAGGAGAGUCAGGGACUGAUAGGGCCAAGGUGGAUCUGCCGGGGGAAGGCUGGGUGAGGUGGGGAACCCUCUCCACACCCAUCCCUCGGAUAUAGCCUCAAGGAGCCAGGGACUGCUGGGACCUUCGGCCUUUCCCUUUUGUCUUCCAACCUCUUCUUAGUACCUUGCUCCUGGGCUUCCCCUCUUCCCCUGGUUCUUCUCCUGGGUGUUCUCUUCACGGGCCUCUGUGGCCACUGCUUUGUAUCUGGGUUUUUCACGCUUUUGUAGAACUGAGGUUUCAAUAAACAGUUUCAGUUGCA
This is a messenger RNA of Nyctereutes procyonoides (raccoon dog), 2554 nucleotides long. RefSeq names its product cyclin Pas1/PHO80 domain containing 1 (gene CNPPD1). The coding region runs from base 631 to 1866 and encodes 411 amino acids. Gene Ontology annotation, cellular component: cyclin-dependent protein kinase holoenzyme complex; nucleus. Gene Ontology annotation, biological process: regulation of cyclin-dependent protein serine/threonine kinase activity. Lineage: Eukaryota; Metazoa; Chordata; Mammalia; Carnivora; Canidae. Gene Ontology annotation, molecular function: protein kinase binding; cyclin-dependent protein serine/threonine kinase regulator activity. The record is from RefSeq and is a predicted model, not a curated record. The transcript has 9 exons.